Molecule: messenger RNA, 303 nt
Organism: Plasmodium inui San Antonio 1
Lineage: Eukaryota; Apicomplexa; Aconoidasida; Haemosporida; Plasmodiidae
Exons: 2
Coding region: 1-303 (100 amino acids)
Source: RefSeq, a predicted model, not a curated record
AUGAAGUACAGAACUAUAAAACCCUUAGAGAAUGUCGAGGACACCAUUAUUUCGAUGGUAGUAUGGUGCCAGGAGUACUAUGAUGUGAACCAUACUUCUGUGUGUGAAAUAUUGAUAUUCCACGAGUGUCAUUUAGAGAGAAAUAUUCCGUCAACUGUAUUGAUAUGGCAGCAGAGCAAUUUCGUGCACAAUACGGAUGUGUAUGAAUUUCCAAUGAAGCACAAUUAUCUGAAGGAUCUGAAAAUCGAGGGGCAGGAUUUCGGCUUGUAUUAUACGAAGAACAGUACUGUCUCGAACUUGUAG